This is a messenger RNA of Sebastes umbrosus (honeycomb rockfish), 4854 nucleotides long. It is a transcript of the gene ctc1, whose product is annotated as CTS telomere maintenance complex component 1. Gene Ontology annotation, biological process: telomere maintenance via telomere lengthening; positive regulation of DNA replication. Gene Ontology annotation, cellular component: CST complex. The record is from RefSeq and is a predicted model, not a curated record. Gene Ontology annotation, molecular function: telomeric repeat DNA binding; single-stranded DNA binding. Lineage: Eukaryota; Metazoa; Chordata; Actinopteri; Perciformes; Sebastidae. Bases 958 to 4632 code for a protein of 1224 amino acids. The transcript is spliced from 24 exons.
GGCCCCGCCCCCCGGACACGCCCCCCAGCCCCGCCUCUGUUGGUCAUCCCUAUUCAGAGGGCGGGAACACGGCUGAAAUGCUCGUCCUGUGAUUGGCUCGCUGGGCCCGCCAGUCAAGGCUCGUUGCUACACGGCUCCGCCUGCCCAGCAACGCCAGCAGGGCGGGAAUUCUACGCUUUCCAGCAGGGGGUGGGUGGGGCUAGGGUGUAGCAGUCCUGCGUCCUCAUUGGUCAGAAUUGAUGUGUGUCAAAUCAAGCAGCCAAUCCGUGAAGAGGUGGAGGAGGGGCCACAGACAGCAGCAGCAGUGAGAGAGACGAAGAUGGAGAUAGUAUAAAAGGAUAGAUUCACUCUCAUCAGCUUUAUUCAGUUAUACAUUAUAUAUAUACAUAUAUAUACACAUAUAUACAUUAUAUAAUAUAUAAUAUAUAUACAUGUACACAUGUCUAUAUGCUGUAUGUACAUAUUACAGAGUAUAACCUAGUGGAGGAGGGGAUGUUAUUAUAAUUAUAUAUAUAUAAUGAUUAAGCAGUGUAUGACUGAUUCAUUACCAGGUGAACAGAUUAAAUAUCUUGUUUCAUGCUCCAGUAGUCUGCAUAUAUCUGUAUUAAUAACACUAACAUCAUUAAUAGUAACCGCGGAGCCAGAAACGCGUCCUGAGCUUUGAGCCUCUCCGGACACCGUAGCUGAACCGGAAGAACCGUUUGUAGUCUUUCUGCGGAUUCGAGGAGGUUCAACAUGUGAAGAAGAAGAACACGGCUCAUCUAGUCUUUAGAGACCUCCAGCAGCAGCAGCAGCAGCAGCAGCACUAACAGCAGCAGCACCAGCAGUAACAGCAGCAGCAGCAGCAGCAGUAACAGUAUCAGCAGCAGCAGCACUAGCAGUAACAGCAGCAGCAGCAGCAGUAACAGCAGCAGCAGCAGCAGUAACAGCAGCAGCAGCAGCAGUAACAGCCGUCAGAUGGACUCCCUGCAGCGGCUCCUGCAUCAGUUCAACCCCAGCGGGGCAGCAGCGGAGUCCACCUGGUUAGAGGACAUGUUCAGCUUCAUCACAGAACACCUGUAUCCGGUCCUCCCUGGCCCCGCCCCUCCCGCUGCUGACGACUCGUCGACAGGUGUGUGUGCUGAUCAGCUGAGUGUGUGUGUGGUGAAGAAGAUACAGGAGAACAUGGCGGUCACACACACCUUACCUGUCAGCUACAGGCCGGUAUCGGUCUCGGAGCUGCUCUCCCGGCAGCACCUGGCCUGUGUCAGUAACCUGUCUUGGAGCACCAAUCAGCAGCGAGCGUGGGCCAAGGAGGCGGAGCUUUCUCUGCCGGGUCACCGGGCUCUGCCGAGGGUCAACCUGCUGCUGAUUGGCUGUCUGACAGAGGGGCGGGGCGGAGACUGGAGGCUGACGGACGCCAGCGGCAGCGUCAGGUGUGAGUGCCUGUCUCCCUCUCCUCUGUGGCUGAAUCGUCCUGUCUUCCUCCCUCACUGGAACUACAUCCCCCACAAUGCCCCGGGGCAGGAGCAGGACCAGGCCGGAGGCUACGUGGAGCUGAUUGGUUCUCCUGUUCUGCUGGGUCCCGGUCCUGAGCAGGGAUUGGCUGUUGGUCCUGGAGGAGGGGCGGGGCUUAGCGGAGCAGUCGGAGUCAGAGAGGCUGCAGGUUUACUGAACAACAGGACUCGUGGACAGCGUGUCUCAGUCUGUGGUCUGGUGGGUUCAGUGUGCCCUCAGCUCGUCGUGACAGGAACGUCCUUCUUCUGCUUGUCGCUGACAGACGGCUCUCAGACUCUACCUGUCCUCGUCAAGGACAGCAGCAGGCUGUGGUGGACUGGGUGUGUGUGUGUAGGUGUCAGUGUGUGUGUGACGGCGUUGCGUGUGUGCGUCCUACGAGGCUGGAGAGGAAACAACAUCCUGUGUGCGACCGACCAGUCUGAACUACACACCAACUACACACACACUGACUCCCCGUCGGACACGCCCCCUCCGCUGAUGAUGUCACACGUUGAUGAUGAUGAUGAAGAUGAUGAUGACUGUGAGGAGGCGGAGCCUGAGAGAGACGUGGUCCAAUCAGCUGUCAGGAUGAAAACGUCCAGAGUCAUCAGUUACCAGGGCACCGUGACUGAGGUGGUGAGUGAGGGGGCGGGGCUGUACGUGAUUGACAGGAAGGUGGGGCUGUGCCUGGCCUAUCAGCCGACGCUGAGGAGGAAGCUGAGAGCAGGAGACUCUGUGGAGCUCCAUCACGUCCACUUCCUGUACCGGCCCUGUCCCGACUUCCCUCCCAGCAUGCUUUGCACCUGCCUUCGCUCCAGCCUCAGGGUCACGACCUUCAGCAGGGUGGGGGGGUCAUCGCCUGACUCCAGGUGUCCCGGUGACGGAGUGUUACCGCGGUUACUGCUGGAGAAAAACAUGGACGUGUCCCAGUACCUGUGGACCUGUCACCUGAGCUCUCAGCUGUCUCACAGUCUGGUUCCCAGUGUCUUGCAGCAGCAGUGUGUCUGUCUGUUGUCCUGGAAGCUGAUGGAGUUGGUUUGGAGACGAGGAAGACGAGGACGAAGGAGGGACAUCUACUCAGAGAUGUUGGACGAGCCUCACACCUGUCCUCUGACACAGUACAGUGUUGACCCGUCCGUCCAUCAGUACAUGGGUGUCUCAGAGCUCAGUCAGUCCCUCCAGUCUGGGUCCUGGUCUUCAGUGUCUCUAAGGUCUCUGCUGCCUCCUGAUGGAUCCGGUCUGACCAGGUCUCAGAUCAACACGGCCCUGUCCUGGUCCUGCAAGACUCUGACCUCUGACCCCCAGAACAACCAGCAGCCUGGAGACAGACUCAGGCCACGCCCCCUGCUGCUGGUCGGCGUCCUGGAGCUGCCGUCACAGACGUCUCAACACGCCCUGCAGCUCAGAGACAGGACGGGAGCUGUGGCCUGCGUCGUCACGGAAACCAGCGAGGACGAGGAGGGAGGUCAGAGGGCGGUCUACAACACCGCCUGGAUAGGUUGUCUGGUGUGUGUCCAGCAGUUCACCAUGGUAACGGAGAGAUUCCUCCAAUCAGAUUUCCCCUCCCACCAGCACCUGGACCAGGACCAGUACAUCACACACAGACACUGCAGAGUGUACCUGCAGUUCUCUCUGGACCACCUCCACAUCCUGAGUCCGUCCGUUGCCAUGGUGACACACCUGCAGCACAGGGGGGAGGAGUCAGGAGGUGACAUCACAGCAAGGAAGCAGACAGUAGAAGAAGAAGAAGAGACGGAGGGAGGUCAGACUGCAGCGAGGAAGAGAAGAAGAGAGGGCGGCCCCCGGCCCUGCGUCUCCAUGGUGAUCAGGGUGGAGCAGAAGGAGGGCGUGGCCUGGAGGAACACAGGGGCGGAGCUACGAGGGGAGGAGGCGGGGCUGACGCCGUGCUUCUCCGUUAGAGCCGCUGUGAUUGGUCCAGUGGUCAGCUGGGGGCGGGACCCGAAGAACCAACCAAUGACAGAGAGAGAGCUGGAGACAGAGAGGGAGGACAAGGUGGUCCUGGUGCUCUCAGGUGUGUCCUCUCGCUGGUCUCCUCUCCUCCAGCCUGGAUGUUUCUACAGACUCACUGCUGCUAACACUCAGGAUCCCAGUGUUCUGAUUGGCUGUGGUGUCUCCGGGCGGAGGGGGGUGGAGCUCCACACUGACUCCACCCUUCAGGUCCCAUCUGAUUGGAGGUUCCACACUCUGACACGCCCACUGCUGCUGCACACCUGCACACAGGCUCUCUCGCCCACAGUCCUGUCGGUCUCUGAGGUCUUAGACUGCAGGUCAGAGCUGGUGUGUCUCCAGGCUCAGGUGUGUGAACGGACCAGUGUGAGCGACCGGACCGGUGACUCCGGUGCAGGUGUGAGACUCAGGGUGGGAGACCGAACCGGGAGGAUUCUUCAGGUGUACCUGGACUUAAGCCACACCCCCUACCCACCUGGCCUGUUGCCUGGCAACACCCUGCUGCUGUGUGCUUUCCAGAGGAGAGUCUCCAGGUCCGGAGGAGUUUACUGCUGUUACCUUCCUGUCAGCUCCAUCACUGUCACCUCACUGGGAGAUACCAGCUCUGCCCGGCCUCCUCCUCCUCCUGCUCCCAUGAUGCAUCUGGGUGUGUGGGCACUGAGCAGGGAGCAGGGAUGCAUUGUGGGUCAGGUCAAAGGUCAUGUGGUGUGUUUCCUGUUCCUGCAGCUGCAGUGGAGCUGCUCUCUGUGUGGGAGUCUCUACAGACAGUCUUGUUCCAGCUCUCCGUGUCCUUCGACCUCGUCCGUCUUUCAGUCCAAAGCAAAGCUGGUGAUUGAUGACGGGACAGGUGAGGCUCACGUUUGGUUCUCAGGUGCUCUGGUUCGUCCUCUGCUCGGAUUGGCUGAUUCUCAGUGGGAGGGGCUUCAGAGAGCGCUCAGGGUCAGAGGUCACGUCAGAGUCUACCCCAGGGGGCGGAGCCUGGUGUGUGACUCUGAUGAUCCUCUCCUCCACUUCCUGUUGUGUGUGUGCAGCAGUGAUGUUGUGUGUCGUCAGCUCUCUCUCACCUGUAGAAAACAGAACAACCAGCGAGCUGAAGAGACAAAGAGGUUCAGUCGAGGAGAACGAGACUUCAUGACCAGGGUGACGCCUCCUCUACAGCUCACCUGUCUGCACCUGAACACUGACUGAUCUCACCUGUCUGCACCUGAACACUGACUGAUCUCACCUGUUCACAUCAACACUGACUGAUCUCACCUGUUCACAUCCACACUGACUGAUCUCACCUGUCUGCCCACUGACACACAGACAGGAAGUCAGCCACAGGAAGGGGCGGAGCCAGCUCACCUGACGUUCUGUUUAAUGUUGAAUAUGUUGAUAUAAGUUAUUAAAUCUACAUUUAUUUCUCCUGAA